UCAUAUACUAAUAAUAAUAGGCCAUUGUCUCUUCCUUCAGACAGAGCUACAAAUCCAAAAUACUUCUUAUUUGUCCUUUCCUUUACUCAGAUUUUAUUUUAAAUUCUUCCUUUUGGAGCUUUCCUUUUCUCUCUUACCGAAUUCCUCUGAUCUUGUCGAAGAGAUUAGUUUUGAAAAUCCAAAAUCUGACUUACAUCAUCCAGCUUUGGCCCACCAACUAAGGAUGGGCAAAUUUUUCUUGUUUUCUACAGCAAAGCAAUGCUCACACCAUUUUCGUGGAGCUUAAAAGUCUUCAAAACCCAAACAAAGCUUUGAAAUUUCUCAGAAAGAAAGAGAGAGAGGGAGUAAUCUAAAUUUAGACUCUAGGGAUUGGCUAUUAAGAGAGAGAGAGAGAGUACUAUUGGUUCUUGUGCUGUUGUGUUUUGUGCAACUGUUCUUGGGUUUCUCAGUUAAAAAAAUAGUUUCAGAGACAUUGAAUCUCACACACUUAUACACACUCACACACGCGUAAAUUUCUCAACUUUAUACUAUUUUUUGGGCUUCUGGGGUCACUUCUGAAAGCAUCUUGGAUUGCGUGAUACUUCCACUUUCUCAUUUCAGGAAAAGAUGAGUUUAGAUUAAGUGGAAGUGCUAAAAGUGUGUAAGCAAAGGUUGAAGAAGAAUAAGUUUGGGGGUUUAGGGUUUUGUGAUUUCUCUAUCUAUCUUUGAGAAUGAAGCAGAAGGGUUGUAGAGAGAGAGGUGUUGUAGUGGGGAAGAAAGUAAUGGUUGCUGUUAGGGCUUCAAAGGAAAUCCCAAAAGCAGCUCUGUUAUGGACCUUAACUCAUGUUGUUCAACCUGGAGAUCGAAUCAGGCUUCUUGUUGUUGUUCCUUCCAAUUAUACAAGUAAAAAGAUUUGGGGAUUUUCGAGAUUUACCAGCGACUGUGCCUCAGGUUAUGGAAGAUUUCUUGCUGGAACGAAUUCAGAUCGGAAAGAUGAUAUUCAUGAGUCUUGUACUCAGAUGAUGUUCCAGUUACACAAUGUGUAUGAUGCAGACAAGAUAAAUGUCAGGAUUAAAAUUGUUUUUGCUUCACCUGAUGGAGUUAUUGCUUCUGAAGCCAAGAAAUCCAACUCAAAUUGGGUGAUUUUAGACAGGGGACUGAAGUAUGAGAAGAAAUGCUGUAUUGAGCAAUUGGAGUGCAAUCUUGUGGUAAUUAAGAAGUCACAGCCAAAGGUUAUUCGUCUCAAUUUGGUGAAAAAUGCAGACACAGAGCAUCCAGAAGCUAUUACGAGGUUAACCUCAAAGUCUGUCGAGUCUCGAAGAAGUUCAAGACCCGGAAAAAAGCUGAGGGAACCAUUUGUGACUCCAGCUAGCAGUCCAGACCAAGAAGGUUCUUCACAGACCACAACUGAUAUGGGAACUUCAUCAAUAUCUAGCUCUGAUGCAGGAGCUUCACCAUUCCUAGCUUCUCGAGUCUUUGAGGGCCUCAACAGAGAGAAUCCAUGGGUCAGUGAUGGAAACAAGAGCUUCUUUGAAUCUGAUUCUGACUCGGAUGGCGAAAAGUGGAGUCCUUUAUCAAUGGCUUCCUCAUCUUCUCAUCCUGUGACAACAGCUAAUAUUCUUAGUCCUAGCGGGGAAUUAUCGAAAGCUCAUACCGAGACUCCAAGAAAAUCAAGAUUUUCUGUUCUAAGGCUCGGUUCAUCGAAGAAAGAACCUGAGGCGGGAAAAGAGAUCCGUAAGUCUGAUACAUGCUUAAACAAAAGCGUGAGAGAAGUGGUUUCUUUAUCUAGAAAACCAGCUCCUGGACCUCCUCCACUAUGUACCGUAUGUCAACACAAGGCACCUAAAUUUGGAAACCCUCCAAGAUGGUUCACUUAUGGCGAGCUGGAGACCGCAACAAAAGGUUUCUCUAAAGGUAGUUUCUUGGCUGAAGGUGGUUUUGGUUCGGUUCACCGAGGAACUUUACCAGAUGGUCAAAUCAUUGCCGUUAAACAAUAUAAGAUUGCUAGUACACAAGGUGACCGAGAAUUUUGCUCUGAAGUUGAGGUCUUGAGCUGUGCACAACAUCGGAAUGUUGUAAUGCUCAUUGGACUAUGUGUGGAGGAUGGGAAAAGAUUGCUCGUUUAUGAGUAUAUCUGCAAUGGAUCCUUGCAUUCUCAUCUUUAUGGUUUGGGGAGAGAGCCGUUAGGAUGGUCAGCUCGACAAAAGAUUGCUGUUGGAGCAGCUCGUGGAUUGAGAUACCUUCAUGAAGAAUGCAGAGUUGGUUGCAUCGUUCAUAGGGAUAUGCGUCCUCACAAUAUUCUCCUCACUCAUGACUUCGAGCCUUUGGUUGGAGAUUUUGGGCUAGCAAGAUGGCAACCAGAAGGAGAUAAAGGAGUGGAAACCCGAGUGAUUGGGACUUUCGGGUAUUUAGCUCCUGAAUACGCACAAAGCGGACAGAUUACAGAGAAAGCAGAUGUUUACUCCUUUGGUGUUGUCUUAGUUGAGCUUAUCACAGGAAGAAAAGCUAUGGACAUUAAACGUCCUAAAGGCCAACAAUGUCUCACCGAAUGGGCAAGACCGUUGCUGCAGAAACAAGCCAUUAAAGAACUUCUUGAUCCGCGUCUAAUGAAUUGCUACUCUGAGCAAGAAGUUUACUGUAUGGCGCUUUGUGCUUACCUCUGCAUUCGCCGUGACCCUAACUCGAGGCCAAGAAUGUCUCAGGUGUUGCGGAUGUUAGAAGGAGACGUUGUCAUGAAUCAUCCAAUGUAGAAGCUUUACAAGGAGAGGUCUUCUUAUGGACUUUAUAGACUAUUUAGAGUUGUUACAGCUUUCUCUUUAAUGAGCUUUGUUUUUGUAUAUGUAAGAGUUUGUUAAUGGGAAAAAGAUUCAAGUCAAGUUUGUUUCUUUUAUGUUGCUGAGAAUUUUGUGUAGGGGAUCAGUGAAGUUUGUAAGAUCUAUGUAUGUACUUUAUAUAAGAUUGCUGUUAAAAAAAAAAA
Eutrema salsugineum is the source of this 2956-nucleotide messenger RNA. RefSeq names its product inactive protein kinase SELMODRAFT_444075. Gene Ontology annotation, molecular function: protein kinase activity; ATP binding. The coding region runs from base 711 to 2729 and encodes 672 amino acids. The transcript has 9 exons. Gene Ontology annotation, biological process: protein phosphorylation. The record is from RefSeq and is a predicted model, not a curated record. Lineage: Eukaryota; Viridiplantae; Streptophyta; Magnoliopsida; Brassicales; Brassicaceae.